AUGAAGCCUCGCCGUUUGGUUGUCGCCACAGCGGUUGUCUUUAUUUUCCUCGUGGUUCGAUACAAGCUCCUUGAAGUCCGAACCGAUCAGCUUGCAAAGCAGGUGGAGGAGGAGGAGCCAAACGGAGCGAGCGCAGUUGCGGCCGAAGAGGAGCCAGUACCUCCUCCUCGGCCUUCGAAGGUGGUGGUGCUGUGGACAGGCUGGAGGAGCGGCUCGACCUUCAUCGGGCAGCUUCUCACGCGCGCCUCAAACAGCACGUUCUACAGCUACGAGCCCUUGCACAUGCACGGCGUUCAAGUCCUGGACGAGGACAGCGCCACGACGCGCUCGGCCCUGGCUUUCCUGAAGGAUCUGCUCCUGUGCCGCCUUCGCCACUGGCAGCGAAGGGUGGCCUACCUGGGCAACCUAGGUAAAUAUCGGAGUCAAAACACCUUCCUGCGGGAGAGGUGCGUGAGGCACCGUCAGCAGUGGGGCCUGUGUCGAAACGCGUCCUUCGUGAGUGAGGUCUGUCAGUCGGCGAACCUCCACGUUGCCAAGGUACUUCGUCUGAGCCUCCGCUGGGUGCGACCUCUGUUGGAUGACCGCGACAUUGACUUACGGGUUCUGUACAUGGUGCGUGACCCCCGCGCAGUUCUCAGUUCUCGGGCAGCCAAGUCCUGGUGCAAAUCUCCUUCGUGCCGAGAUCCGCAGACGGUGUGUCCUCUCCUGGCGGCGGAUCUUCGGGAGGCCGACGCCCUGGCAGCUGAAUAUCCUCAGAGGUUCAGAAUACUCCAUUACGACCAGAUAUGCCAGCAGAUGCCAACAGUCCUCGAAGACACCAUGGCCUUCUUGGGACUCCCGACGACGACGGAGCAGAAGAACCUCCUGAAAUACGAAAAGGCAUAUUUCAGCAAGUCCUUCAUUGAGAAAAAUAGCUCCUUACAAGCACAGCUGUGGCGGAGCACGGUCUCUUUCCCGGGUAUUGUGGUACCCACUCAGCAGCACUGCCGGACGUCGCUGGAGAAACUGGGGUUCAGGAUUUUCUCGAAGGAGGAGGACUUGCGGAACCUCAGCGUGUCGGCGAUGGUGCGAACGCCUCCUCGUCUUUGACCUUUGCAUUUUGGGAUUCUUCUUCUUAUUUAGAAUUACUUUUAAAAAUCUCGUCUGUAAGAACUUAAUUUCCCUUCACAAGUGGUGUUGAGAAGAAAUAUACAAGUGAACGUUUGCAACUGCUAAAGUUAACAAGAGCUGAAUUUUCCUUCACAAGUGGCGUAGAAAAAAAAUAUACGUGUACGUUUGCAAUUCUUGAAGUGAACCGAACAGGAAAGGAGGUGGAGUUUUUGGGUUCGAGGA
Messenger RNA from Penaeus vannamei (Pacific white shrimp), 1332 nucleotides. The record is from RefSeq and is a predicted model, not a curated record. NCBI's taxonomy places the organism in Eukaryota, Metazoa, Arthropoda, Malacostraca, Decapoda, Penaeidae.